Molecule: messenger RNA, 4078 nt
Organism: Chrysoperla carnea
Lineage: Eukaryota; Metazoa; Arthropoda; Insecta; Neuroptera; Chrysopidae
Gene: ptc
Product: protein patched
Exons: 11
Coding region: 171-3734 (1187 amino acids)
Biological process (GO): smoothened signaling pathway
Cellular component (GO): plasma membrane
Molecular function (GO): smoothened binding; hedgehog family protein binding; hedgehog receptor activity
Source: RefSeq, a predicted model, not a curated record
UAAAAAAAUUCAUGAAAAUGAGGACGAUAGCGUUGUGUGCAAAUGUAAACAAACCAAUGCCGUAAUGCAAAAAAUUUCGAGAACUUUUUAAAGAAAAACUGUUUUUGGAAGCAAUUGUGAUUCCCAAGUGUAUCCCUAUAAAAGUAUGCUUAAAUGGUGAUUUUCAAGCAAUGUGUGAUCAUGCUAGACAUAAUAGUGAUUUUUACAUUCGGACAUGUUUCGCGGACGCAUCAGCCGCUCUCUCCGAAAUAGAAAAAGGACGCGCAAUUGGCGGUGGACUCUGUUUACGAGAGGCAUGUCAUCGGAGACUCGAUUUGUUGGGACGAUUUCUUCUCUCUCAUGCUGGGAAGGUCCUGUUUGUAUGGAUGUUAAUGGUAGCCACGUUCAGUGUGGGUCUCAAAUCAAGUCACAUUACUUACAGAUUAGAAGGAUUAUGGCUUCCAGAUUCAGGUCGAAUCGGCGAAGAGGUGAGUUACACAAUGUCAUAUCUUGGCGAAACCGAUUCAUGGAACAAUUUAAUGGUAAUACAAAUGCCGGAAGAUGUACCAUCACAGAACCAUUACGGGCACGAAACAAUGUCUGGACGUUUCAGAUAUAUCGAAGAGGACGCCGACGACAAUAUAUUGACACGCGAUGCAUUAAUCGCACACUUAAAUAUAAUCAAGAAAGCUUCACAAGUAUCGGUACAACUGUUCGAUCAAGAUUGGAAGUUAAAAGAUUUAUGCCAUUCAGCGACAAUGCCUACCUCAGAUUCUCAUUUUGUUAAUCGAAUUUUUGAGAAUAUAUCCCCUUGUAAUAUAAUCACACCGUUAGACUGUUUCUGGGAAGGAUCCAAGUUAUUGGGACCGGAUUAUCCUGUUAAUAUACCAGGAGUUGGAAAUCGUAAAUGGACGAAUUUAGAUCCACAAAAAAUAUUAGCUCAAAUGAAAGAAUUUCGAUAUAAUUAUCAAUUUCAUAUUCUGGAAGAGUAUUUAAAUAAAUCUGGAAUAACGACUGCAUACCAAUAUAAACCAUGUUUAGAACCUGAAGACCCAGAAUGCCCCGUAACAGCCCCAAAUUAUCAUAGUAAAGAGAUACCUGAUAUAGCAGCUUUAAUGAAUUCUGGAUGUAAGGGUUACGCCACCAAAUAUAUGCAUUGGCCCGAACAAUUAAUUUUGGGUGGAGUUACGAAAAAUAAGACACAUCAUAUAUUACGUGCAAAAGCACUACAAACCGUUAUCCAAAUAAUGGGAACGAAAGAUAUGUACGAAUUUUGGUCGGAUGGUAUAAAGGUAAAUCAUAUUGGUUGGAAUCAAGAGAAAGCUGCACAAAUAUUAGAUGCAUGGCAAAAACGUUUUGCUCAAGAGGUGAAGAAACUUCAAGCUGGUUAUAGUCAAGAGUACAAGACGUUUUCAUUUUCAAUGGCCACAUUGAAUGAAUCGCUGAAACAACAUACCAAGUUUAAUAUUAUUAAAUUGGCUAUUGUCGUUAGCUUAUUGAUGAUAUAUUGUAUGUUCAUGGGCCAAUACAUCGCUGUUUUCGGAGUAAUAAUGCUAAUAAUGAACACAAUAGCGGGUCUUGGAUUCUGUUCACUAUUGGGUGUACCACUAAACAUUCUCACCAUUCAAGUGGUACCAUAUUUAUGUGUUGGACUAUCGUUACGUGACGUUUGGAUAUUAUUACACAGUUAUAAACUAACAAAGGAUACUAAACAAACGUUAAAACAGUGUACCCCAAAUAUUAUUGCACAUAAUUUAUAUUUAAGUGCAACGUUUAUUGUGUGUAUUGUUUUACCAGUGCCAGCGCUUAAAGCUUGUGCUAUGCAGUGUGCAGUGUUAACGUUAUCGAAUGCUGUGGGUGUUUUAACCGUGUUCCCUGGAAUAUUAUCCAUUGAUCAACGUAGAAAACAGGCGUUUAAUAAUCGAGUGAAAAAUUAUCUAAAUCGACAAGGAAAUUAUUAUCACCAACCUCCAACGAAACGACAAACAUUUUCGAAAUCCGUAUCCGAAUGUUGUUGUGAGAGUGAUGAGAAAAUGCCAUCGAAAAAUUACAGCACGUUCUCAGCACCAGCCGAAUUUCUAUUAAACAGAGCAAUUAAGCUUGCAUGCUUAAUGUGUUUAGCUCUUGGAAUAUUUAUGGGCAUUUAUCAUGCAUACCAUUUAAAAUUCUCAUUACAAAUGCCAGAAUUUUUACCACGAAAUUGUUCCGAUUAUAAAUAUUUAAAAGUCCAUGAAAAGUAUUUUGGAUUUUAUAGUUUUAGUACCGUUACAAUGAACGUAAAUUAUCCGAGUAAUCAAUAUUUAAUUAAAGAAUAUCAUAACUCAAUCGUAAACACGAAAAAUGUUUUGAGUAGUGAAUCAAUCUCGUGGCUAGAAAUGUUCCAGAAUUAUUUAUCGAAAUUACAAGAAGAAUUCGAAGAGAAUCUUCAUAACAAUUGUUUAAAUAGUGAAAAAUGGUAUAAAAAUGCUACGAAAAACGCAAUACUGGCGUAUAAAUUGCUCGCAAACACGGGUAAUGUAAAUCAUCCAAUCGAGAAAUCGGAAAUUUUGACGAAGAAGCUGAUAACGAAUGGAUUAAUUGAAGAAGAACCGUAUUAUAAUUAUUUAAGUACGUGGUUCUCGAAUGAUCCAAUUGUUUCGUUUAUGCAAAAUACAUUCCGACCGAUUCCAAGACAUUUCUCCGCAUCGGAUGAAUAUGAUUUGAAGAUACCAAAAACGAAAGCGCUCAAAUAUGUUGAGACACAGUAUUAUGUCGAAAAAUUACAUAGUACAGAUGAUAUUAUCGAAUUAAUUCAAUCGAUACGAAAAACAAGUGAAAGUUUCAACGAAAAAGGAAUGAAGAAUUAUCCGAAAGGGAUAAUAUUCGCAUUUUAUGAUCAAUUUAUCGAUAUUUAUCAACAUUUUGCCGCAAUAUUUGGUGCUAAUUUCCUAGCAUGUUUUCUAUGUUCGUUUAUAUUAUUAAAUUUCAAUACUAGUCUAUUUUUAAUCGCUUUUAAAAUGACAUUAAUCAUUUUUCUGGCUAUUGGCUAUCAUUUCCUACAAAUUGACAUGAAUAUUGUGUUUGUGAUGACAACAAGCGUGGCAAUCACAAUAUUGGGACGUAAUUUAAUUGUGUUAAUUGAAGGUUUUGUUACAUCGAUUGGGAAUCGUGAACGACGGACACGAUUAACAAUUGAAUUAAAUAUGUGGCCACUAUUUCAAGGCAAUUUAUCAUUGUUGAUAUCGAUUGCCGUUUUUUAUACAUCCGAUUUUGAUUUUAUACGAAAAUAUUUAUUUUAUACGUUUAUUGUUACAAUUAUUGUCGAUUCGUUUAGUACGUUUUUAUUUUUUCCAAUAUUUUUGAGCUGUUUUGGACCAAAACCAAUGUUAAUUCCAUUGGAUCACGCAGAUCGAAUUGCAACCCCUUCACCAGUUCCAUCUCCUGUAAUCACACGAAAACAUCAUCAUCAUCACAAUAGAUCUAGAAGGCAUAGUUCGCAUAGCAGUUCACAUAGUAGUGAUAAUUGUGGUCCAGGAAUUGCGAAACAACAAACAACGCGAGAGCCAUCUUUGACCACAAUUACAGAGGAAAGUGGAUGCAGUAUUACAGUACAACCGGAAGUUGUUGUUCAAACUACAACUUAUAGUAAUCAGAAUGAUUCAAACAGUAGUCCAAAUAACAGUCAACAUGUCACCACAAAAGUAACAGCAACUGCCAACAUCAAAGUGGAAGUUCACUCCCGUCCAAAUAGCCGUCGUGAAGAUAGGGAACCAUAAAAUUGUACAAAAGAUAAAUGAGAGUAAAAUAUUUUUGUAAAAAUAUAGUUUAAUAAAAACACACAAAAAAAAUGUUUAACGAAAAACUACAUAAACGCUUUUGCAAGACUCAGCUCCAUUCAAACGUUAAACGACGUAAAACACUGACGUUAGUAGACAGAAUUUGUUACGUCACGUCAUAUGUAUGAUACCCGACUAAUGAUUGGUUCUGAUUAGUUAAACAUCAAUAAACGGCAGCGUUUUACGUUGUAAUGGAGCUAGCCUACAAACUUAAUUUUUACGCCCGCCCUUACACACACAGAGGCGUGCGUUUAAUAUGUACAAAAUUAAUUUUUGUUUUUAAA